CUUCUGGGUAUCUCACUUUCAAGGGGGAAGAAGGGCAAAAGGAAAUGAGGGUGUUGGUUUUAAGAACAGCAGCACCAUGGCAACCCCAGGAGGAAAUAGGAAGGUAAUUAGCGUGGGUGUGGCAGCUCCCUGUACCCCGGGAGCAGGCUUAGGUAGCAGGACUGACGGAGCCCAAGUGCCUUUACCUAGCUGGGGUUUAGGAGUCAAUGAAGUUUAGAAAGAAUAAUAGCAUAACCGUAGACGCAGGGCAAGGUUUCUUGGAUCAGCUCCAAGGACAUGCUCCACGUCCCAGAAAACUGAGAUCUUCUCUGCUUUUGUCCCUACGGCAGCUAACAAAAUUGACUAUAAUUACAUGAAUGGGAAGAACACUGGCAAUGAGCCACAAAGCCUAGGUUAAAGCCCUUCCUGAUCCACUAGCUGUGUGACUUUGGAAAAAUCGUUCAGCCUCUCUGAACCUCGGGUUUGUCAUCAGCAGGACUGAGCCACUAGGCUACUUGGCUCCCAUCAUAAAAUCCCAAACACUUUUUGGUCCUGACUCCAAGGGAUUGCACCAAAUUCUGGGAUGCGUACGGGAGAAGGGUGCCACUGCCCACCUGGAUCGACCCAAGUAGACAGGGGGAGGAUGGAGUGUACGCGUGCGCAAGCGGGAAGCCCAGAAAGGAGGAAGGGGGGAAUGGGCAGGCAGCCCGAGGCCUCCUUUGUAUGUGCACAAUAUCGGCAACUUCUAGGCCUCCGAGGCGACAGAGGGCGGAGUGGAGAAUUCCCUUCCCCGGCCCCGCCUCCUCUGGUGGCGGUUGGAAUUUGAAUUCUGGCUGGCCCCGGUACCUGUGCUAUUGGGCGUGGUGAGCUCGCGACUUAAGUCGGUGCGUGCAGGGAGCGGGGAGGUAGGGUCUCUUUCCACGGGUGACCAAGUGCCCCCUCUCCGGGGGUACGGGGAAGGUUAUUGUUUCCAUCCUGGUUCGCUCCAGCUCAGCCCUGCCCCCCAUGUCGAGCCCGGGUCCCCGGUGCCCGGUGCGUGAGCAGCGGGCCCGCUGGGAAAGGAAGCGAAACCGCACUGCACUGGAGCUACUGGAGACUGAGCAGCGCUACCAGGAGCAGCUGGGGCUGGUGGUGCAGUACUUUUUGUGCAUUUUGAGAGCUAAAGGGACCCUGCCACCAGCUGAGCUUAAGGCUUUGUUUGGACCCUGGGAAUCCAUCCAUAUUGCCAGCCAAGAGCUGCUCCUGCAUCUGGAAGCUGGAAAUUGGGGAGUAGGCCUAGAAAGAUUUUGUCACCACUUGGAACUCUACACCUGCUACGCUGCCAAUGAGGAGCGGUCCAGGGCCACCCUCAAGAGAUGGCUAAAGAAGAAGAAUUUCAGAAAGUUUGUACAGCUCCAGGAGGGGCGCCCUGAAUUUAUGGGCCUUCGGCUAGUGGACAUACUUCCUUUACCACUGCGACGUCUCCAACAAUGUGAAAACCUGGUUGUAGCUUUGACUGAAAAUACAGGUCCUGACAGCCCUGACUAUCAACAGCUCACAAGAGCUGCUCAGAAGUUGAGUGAGGCCAUCCAGCAGGUUAGUGCUAUCGGUCAAGAACAGGAGAACCGCCGGCAGCUCCAUCGUAUUCAAGCUUUACUCAGUGGCCGCAGGGCUAAAGGUCUGACCAAAGGGCGCUGGUUCCUUCGGCAAGGCUGGCUGCUGGUGGUCCCACCUAAGGGGGAGCCAAAACCUCGCCUGUUCUUCCUCUUCUCUGAUGCACUUUUGAUGACCAAGCCCCGGUCUGUCUUACAUAUCCUGCAUGGAGAGACCUUUGCUUGCCAGGCCCUUUACCCCAUGGCCCAGUGUGAGCUCCAAAGGAUCUUUGGUCAUUCAGGGGGGUCAGGAGGUGGCCUGCUCAGUCUUUCUUUUCCCCAUGAAAAGUUGCUGCUCAUGUCCACGGACCAAGAGGCACUAUCCCGUUGGUACCACAGUCUGACAGCAGCCAUCAGCCACACAAGAUAGAAGAGCACCUGACAGCUGUUUCCAGUUAGAUAUGGGAGUCUGACUGCUCUGAUGCCUCAGCGUCCCGAGGACACAUGUGGCUGGCCACUAUCUGGUGGUAAAGAAGAGGGUGAUGUGUGUAUGAUAUGGGUAUUUAUGUUUGAGCACAUUUAUGUUUGGGAUAAUCAAAUGUAUACGAAAAUGGAAUAAAUUUAUUUUUUACUAAAA
Messenger RNA from Antechinus flavipes (yellow-footed antechinus), 2187 nucleotides. RefSeq names its product Rho guanine nucleotide exchange factor 39 (gene ARHGEF39). Gene Ontology annotation, biological process: positive regulation of cell migration. Bases 985 to 1980 code for a protein of 331 amino acids. The transcript is spliced from 9 exons. Gene Ontology annotation, molecular function: guanyl-nucleotide exchange factor activity. Gene Ontology annotation, cellular component: plasma membrane. The record is from RefSeq and is a predicted model, not a curated record. Lineage: Eukaryota; Metazoa; Chordata; Mammalia; Dasyuromorphia; Dasyuridae.